This is a messenger RNA of Protopolystoma xenopodis, 936 nucleotides long. The record is from the annotation of a GenBank genome assembly. NCBI's taxonomy places the organism in Eukaryota, Metazoa, Platyhelminthes, Monogenea, Polystomatidea, Polystomatidae.
GAGAUAGUAGGCCCAAUACUGCAAUCUUCUAAGGUGCCCGGAUUCCGAGUCUCGGCUUUCUUAGGACCAGAGUUUACACUCACAAGAUACAUCCAGCCGAUAUCAGUAUCAGAUGGGGCCAAGCCAGCUUGUGUUAAUUUGUCAUCCGAUAGCGAUAACUCCCCCGCCAUUAUAUCAAAUGAAGACAAUCACCAAAACAAGUCGUCUGCAGGUGUCUCCUCUUUUCAGAUAGUUGAAUCCUUGGAGCCAGAAGAUGCCUAUAAUGCAAUCGAUCCUACUCCCACGUCUACAGCCUCUACUAAUCUUCAUUUGAAUGAAACGAGGACAUGCACUGUUAUAGAUAGCAAGGCUACAAAGGCGAUCGUAUCGGCUAAAAAGUUUCCAAAGGAUGGAGAAGAAGAGCGUGAGGAGAUGGCCAUCCGAUACAGAGAACUUCAAAAAUGGGUGGAUAAUCUGUCCUUCAAUCUACUCAGUGCUCGCCGCGAGGCGGAUGAAGAGCGAGCGCGCAGGCUGACUUUGGAAGCUGAAUUGCUUGCAGCUCGAACUCAUACCCCUCUCCCUCCUCUUCGGGUGACACGUAAUGGUUCCGAUAAACUCUAUUUUCCUGACUAUGCAGCUAACGAAGAAGUGAUAUCGGCUAUUUUUCCUCCAUCCCCUAGUCCACAAGUGCCAUUUUCUCCUUUCCUUGCCAUCAACGAAUCCAAGUUAACACGGUUGAUCAACUCUAACUCUUUAUCUGAUAAAUCGUUUGUUCUUUCUUCUUCCUCUGAUUCCUACUCUACUCUUUAUUCACUUUCUCCCGAACCGCUUACUCUACCAAAGCCUUAUUCCUGCUCUUUCCUACAUCAAAAUGACGCCGACUCGGGCACUAUGUUGGAUCGAAGUCCUGUUCAGGAGGUGGAUCAAUUAUCAUCAGACCCUUUAGACUUAGGUUAG